Maylandia zebra (zebra mbuna) is the source of this 1351-nucleotide messenger RNA. RefSeq names its product LIM and senescent cell antigen-like-containing domain protein 1. NCBI's taxonomy places the organism in Eukaryota, Metazoa, Chordata, Actinopteri, Cichliformes, Cichlidae. Gene Ontology annotation, cellular component: cell-cell junction; cytoplasm; focal adhesion. Gene Ontology annotation, biological process: positive regulation of integrin-mediated signaling pathway; cell-cell junction organization; positive regulation of substrate adhesion-dependent cell spreading. The record is from RefSeq and is a predicted model, not a curated record.
CUCUCCGGUCACUCCCACCGUGGGAGGACGGAGUCACUGCCGCCGGAUAGUCCCCCUCAGCUGGGAGGGGCAGCAGAGCUCUCUGAAGUUGCUUUACUUGGGGAAACGAUCGAGCACGUUAGCUUUAUAACAGUUUUCUUUCAAGGUGCUCUACUCUCAAGGAUGUUGGGUGUGGCUGGAAUGCCUGGCAGCAUUGCUAAUGCCCUGGCCAGUGCAGCCUGCGAGCGAUGCAAGAGCGGCUUCGCUCCGACUGAGAAGAUUGUCAACAGUAAUGGAGAGCUUUACCAUGAGCAGUGCUUCGUGUGUGCCCAGUGUUUCCAGCAGUUUCCAGAGGGGCUGUUCUACGAGUUUGAAGGGAGGAAAUAUUGUGAACAUGACUUCCAGAUGCUCUUUGCUCCCUGUUGUCACCAGUGUGGAGAGUUCAUCAUUGGUCGUGUCAUCAAGGCCAUGAACUAUAGUUGGCACCCCGACUGCUUCUGCUGUGACAUUUGCCAGGCUGUGCUUGCAGAUGUGGGCUUUGUCAAGAAUGCUGGCAGGCACCUGUGCCGGCCGUGCCAUAACCGCGAAAAAGCCAGAGGCCUGGGCAAGUACAUCUGCCAGAAGUGCCAUGCCAUCAUCGAGGAGCAGCCACUGAUCUUUCAGAACGACCCCUAUCACCCGGACCACUUCAACUGCACCAACUGCGGGAGGGAGCUGACAGCAGAUGCUAGGGAGCUGAAAGGAGAGCUCUACUGUUUGCCCUGCCACGAUAAGAUGGGUGUACCCAUCUGCGGUGCCUGCAGGAGACCUAUCGAGGGGCGUGUUGUCAAUGCCAUGGGCAAGCAGUGGCAUGUGGAGCAUUUUGUGUGUGCCAAGUGUGAAAAGCCUUUCCUCGGUCAUCGCCAUUAUGAGAGAAAAGGGCUGGCAUACUGUGAGACUCAUUAUAACCAGCUCUUCGGUGAUGUGUGUUAUCACUGCAACCGUGUGAUUGAAGGCGAUGUUGUGUCCGCUCUCAACAAGGCCUGGUGUGUCAGCUGUUUCUCAUGCUCCACCUGCAACACCAAACUCACUCUCAAGAACAAGUUUGUUGAGUUUGACAUGAAGCCUGUUUGUAAAAAGUGCUAUGAGAAGUUUCCUCUGGAGCUCAAGAAAAGGCUCAAGAAGCUGGCAGAGUCCAAAUGAGCUGCUUCAGGCCAAACAACCUGGAUGUUUUUGUCUGUGAUGUAUGUGGUGGUAAAAUAUCCAGGGGAACUACUGCUUAACAACAAGAGCCUGGCAUUUAAUCGGUACAUAAAUAUUAGAAACUUAAACCAUUGUGGUCGUUACAUAAAUGUGCUUCAUUAAUGUGCUUUUUAGCUUUUUCCCUUUUUUU